AUGUUUAUUCCAUCAUUAUCAUCAACAAUAAUUCUUAGCUAUUGCUAUAUAUUAAUGAUAUUUUUCUUUGAAUCAUCUUGCGCUUAUGUUGUCGAUUCAAAUGAAUUAACAAAUAAUCUUAUUGAUCAACAAUUUGGAUUAAAUUCACCAUCUUAUUAUGGUCGUUAUGUUCGUACAACAAAAUUUCCACGUAUUGGUCGUUCAGUAUAUGAUAGUGAAGAAAUUCCUUCUCUUCUUGAUGCUAACACAAGUAGUGAAGAGGAUAGUGAUAAUGAAUUACGAUUAAUUGAACAACGUAGUGUUCUAUUUCCAAGAAUUGGUAAACGUGCAUUUCAUAAUUUAUUGUGGGCAAAUAGUCGAUCAAAUCCACAUCGUAUGAUAGAUGCUCAAGGCCGAUACUAUACCAAUGGUUAUGAUUAUAAUGUACAUCAAAAUCCAUCACAAUUUGUGUCCCGUUAUCGAGGCAAACGUAAUGCUGCUAUGUAA
Adineta steineri is the source of this 486-nucleotide messenger RNA. The record is from the annotation of a GenBank genome assembly. Lineage: Eukaryota; Metazoa; Rotifera; Eurotatoria; Adinetida; Adinetidae.